UAUUUGUGGACUCUAAGAUGAGGGGACUCUCAUGGCACUUUCUUAAAGGACGUCUCUUGACAAGACAUCUGUUUCUGGAUCGUGCAGAACAUGCCUUGAAGGGCGUGUUUAUAGGGUUUUCAACAACAUGCGUACACAGCGUCUAUUCAUGGGGUAGCUCGUCAUGGGACGGCUUCUUAGCGGGCUUCUUAGCGGGCUCUUUAGCGGGCUCUUCACCGGGCAUCUCUACGUAGUCAGCUCUCAAAGUAAUCACUGAUGGGGGCAUCUGUUCACACGACACCCUUGUGGGGCCAGCAUGGCAUUCUACCACAGCAGCUGUCAUGGCACGGCCCGACAGAUAAAAAUAGAACUAGCCACGCGUGGCUACGUCAUGUCCGAGCCGCGCCGCGCUGUCGGAUUUGCCGACGCACACCAGCCAAUGUAGGGCGCCAGGAGUUGAUAUCAGGGCCGCACGACGACGUCACGGCCGCGGGGUUUGCUAACCCGCGGCCGGAGGACAAGCAAGCGAACGUCAUCCCGAAUCCUUGCCUCCAUCCACAGGGACACGUUUGGCCUUGCUCGUUUUGGCAUGGCACGGGCUGCCGGUGGAGCCGUCUUGUGAGGACGGAAGGGGCCUUUUCGGGUGAGCUUCCGAGACGCCCGCCGCAGAUGCACUGGCAAGGCCGACGAGCGUUUUGCCACAGAUGCAGCGUGUGGGGGUUCCAGGAAUAUUCUUCGGGUGCAAAAUCUCAGGCCCCGCAUCAGGGUGGUUUAUCUGGGUUGUCCAACUGAGGCAUGGUCUGUGAGUGCAAAACCUCAGAUAUAUUCUCUGGUGCAUCUCAGGUAUAGUCUCGGGGUGGUUUAUCUGGGCUGGCCAUCUCAGAUCCAUCCUGACUGUUCCACCUCAGAUACAGUGUGACUGCUCCAUCUCCGAUAUUCCG
Messenger RNA from Metschnikowia bicuspidata var. bicuspidata NRRL YB-4993, 920 nucleotides. RefSeq lists its product as uncharacterized. NCBI's taxonomy places the organism in Eukaryota, Fungi, Ascomycota, Pichiomycetes, Serinales, Metschnikowiaceae. The transcript has a single exon. The coding region runs from base 256 to 771 and encodes 171 amino acids. The record is from RefSeq and is a predicted model, not a curated record.